UACCCAUGUGACCAUAACUAUAAUGGUUAAAAAACACGGUUUCCGGUUCCGCAGACUCAGUCUAUCAAGCUAGUGGCAGCCAUGAGCAUGCUCAGGCUCCAGAAGCGAUUGGCGUCCAGCGUCCUGCGCUGUGGCAAGAAGAAAGUAUGGCUGGAUCCCAAUGAGACCAAUGAGAUUGCAAAUGCAAACUCUCGUCAGCAGAUCAGGAAACUGGUAAAGGAUGGCUUAAUUAUCAGGAAACCUGUGACAGUUCAUUCCCGCGCUCGCUGCCGCAAGAACACAAUGGCUCGGCGCAAGGGUCGUCACAUGGGUUAUGGUAAGAGAAAGGGUACGGCCAAUGCUCGUAUGCCAGAAAAGUUGAUAUGGAUGAGGCGCAUGAGAAUCCUUCGUCGUCUUCUUCGUCGCUACAGGGAGUCAAAGAAAAUUGACAGGCACAUGUACCACAGUCUGUACCUGAAGGCUAAGGGUAACGUCUUCAAGAACAAACGCAUUCUGAUGGAGCACAUUCACAAGCUGAAGGCAGACAAGGCUCGCAAGAAGCUUCUGGCUGACCAGGCCGAGGCUAGGCGCUCAAAGACAAAGGAGGCUCGCAAACGCAGAGAGGAACGUCUCCUGGCUAAGAAAGAAGAAAUCAUCAAGAAUUUGUCAAAGGAGGAAGAAACUGCCAAGAAAUGAAUCUCAGUUGAUUAAUUUACUUUUCAAAUUCAACUUUUUGUUCUACAAUAAAUUCAAAUCAAAAGACA
Messenger RNA from Cynoglossus semilaevis (tongue sole), 743 nucleotides. RefSeq names its product 60S ribosomal protein L19-like. The transcript is spliced from 6 exons. Gene Ontology annotation, molecular function: RNA binding; structural constituent of ribosome. Lineage: Eukaryota; Metazoa; Chordata; Actinopteri; Pleuronectiformes; Cynoglossidae. Gene Ontology annotation, cellular component: cytosolic large ribosomal subunit; ribosome. The record is from RefSeq and is a predicted model, not a curated record. Gene Ontology annotation, biological process: translation. Bases 82 to 675 code for a protein of 197 amino acids.